AUGCCCACCGUUAGUUCCAGUGCUGCCCUUGGAAUAGGAAUAUCAAUCCGAGGUGCUCAGAUUGUGGUAUCACUUGUAAUACUAAUUAUGGGUGCACUAAAUUUAUCCAAGGUGGCACCAUACGCUAGCAUCGUUGAUAUUACUGUUUACACUGCCUUGGGUCUUGUGUGUGGUAUCCUAGGAUUGAUCUUCUAUAUACCACUUAUUACACCAGCAGCAUACGUCUUACCUCCAGUAGUGGUUUUAGUUUUCGAUAUUGUGAUGUUCAUUUUUUGGAUAACUGCUGUCGCUUUGGCUGGAUAUUACUACGGGUCUGAGGAUUGUUCUGGAGGUUAUACUUACACUGACGACGAUGGUGACAUUUAUAAUGGUUACAACCCCGACUGGCAGAUUGCUUGUGAGACAGGAAAAGGAAUUAUUGGAAUUGGGGUGGUGGGAUUCCUACUCUCCAUAGUUCUGAUAGUCUUGGUGAGUAUCUAUUCGGUUGCUCCUGCUGCCAAAUCAAAUGUUGUCGGGUCACGUAACUGGUUUGCAAUGGGUGGAAUUUAUCCCAAGUACUCUAAUGCAAUGACUGAUUCGAAGGAUGCAGAAGCAGGAUAUGUUGCCUACAAUCCCCAUGAGUAUGGUACACAUGAUGGCACGAACAGAGUUCCACAAGCUCAGAAGGUGCAGCACUAUCAGCUGCAACAAGACGUACCUUCGAUGUAUCGGCAACAGACGGAACCGCAAACUUAUAAUCAACCACAAGACGAGAACACUCAUAACUUUCAGUCACCUCAUUCAACUGGACUCUCUAUGGGACAGAUGAAUAACAUCAAUCCAAGCUCUCCAAACAAUGCUCACCACACUGGCUAG
Sungouiella intermedia is the source of this 855-nucleotide messenger RNA. The record is from the annotation of a GenBank genome assembly. Lineage: Eukaryota; Fungi; Ascomycota; Pichiomycetes; Serinales; Metschnikowiaceae.